UUCCUGAGAAAGCGAGUCCGGAUAAACUCCGCCCAUAAUUUAUUCUUCAGGCUGCAAAAUCGCCAACUUGAAAUAACUCUUUACAUUUAAUGUUUAUGGCUUUUGAAAGUUAACUGUACCUCGGAUUAGUCAUAAGUAUCACGUUCUAGCUGUCUUUGGAGAACAGACCCGGACAUGAGUUUCUUAUUUGGAAGUCGUUCAUCAAAGACUUUCAAGCCGAAGAAAAACAUCCCAGAGGGCUCUCAUCAAUAUGAGCUGCUCAAGCACGCCGAGGCCACGUUAGGAAGCGGAAACCUCCGGGCUGCCGUGAUGUUACCGGAUGGAGAGGACCUCAACGAAUGGAUCGCUGUCAACACCGUUGACUUUUUCAACCAGAUCAACAUGCUGUAUGGCACCAUCACUGAAUUCUGCACAGAAGUCAGCUGCUCUGUGAUGUCUGCAGGGCCCAGAUAUGAAUAUCACUGGGCAGAUGGCACCAACAUCAAGAAACCCAUCAAGUGUUCUGCCCCCAAGUACAUUGACUACCUGAUGACCUGGGUUCAAGAUCAGCUGGAUGAUGAAACCCUGUUUCCAUCCAAGAUUGGUGUUCCUUUUCCAAAGAACUUCAUGUCAGUGGCCAAGACUAUCCUGAAGCGUCUGUUCAGAGUCUACGCUCAUAUUUACCACCAGCAUUUUGACUCGGUCAUGCAGCUUCAGGAGGAAGCUCACCUCAACACCUCCUUCAAGCAUUUCAUCUUCUUUGUUCAGGAGUUCAAUCUCAUUGAUCGCAGAGAGCUGGCACCUCUACAGGACCUUAUUGAGAAACUGGGAAGCAAGGACAGAUAGACCCUGACACCAUCACCAUAUCAGUCGCACUUUCCACAGUCCGAGCACUCCUGAAGACCACUUCUUUCUUUUUGUCUGUUUUCAGAACUCUGCAUUGUUUGUGCACGACACCGAUUGUCUUUGCAACAUCCAAGCCGAGCUUUAUUGAAGUGUCGUCCUGAAAACUUGUUGUUUGUGUAAAGUUUUUUUUCUCCCAUUUUUCAGUAUUACACUGUGAGUCGUGAUUUGUUUUAGCUAUUUUAAUGGACGGGGAAAUGAAAUCAGUAUCAGAUUUUUUUAUAGAAGUAUACAAACAAUUGCAUUUUUAGUCAAAUCUGACAUGUAUUCCUGUUUUUAAAUGUUUUAAAAGGGUAAGAUCUAUUUGGGACUAUUUUUGUAAGAUUGUAUUCCAUUUUAUUUUAUAUUGUUUUCCUCGUUUUAUUCUAACCAUAAUAGUCAUUUUUCAAGGUUGUUACAGUUUCUGUGUGAUUGUAAUUUUCGAGACCUGUAUUAGGACUUCAAAGAAAAAAAAUGAGUAACUUAGAACUUAAAUGUUUGUUUACAUUUCUUCAUUUAGCAGACACUUUUGUCUUAAGUGAUUUACAAAUGCUGGAGCAUUUAACGUUUUGCCUUAAGAGCCAACAAUAAAAAAAAAUGUAUAAGGAUAAA
Messenger RNA from Triplophysa dalaica, 1473 nucleotides. RefSeq names its product MOB kinase activator 1A (gene mob1a). Gene Ontology annotation, cellular component: nucleus; cytoplasm. The record is from RefSeq and is a predicted model, not a curated record. The transcript is spliced from 6 exons. Gene Ontology annotation, molecular function: protein kinase activator activity. Gene Ontology annotation, biological process: positive regulation of protein phosphorylation; hippo signaling. Bases 175 to 825 code for a protein of 216 amino acids. Lineage: Eukaryota; Metazoa; Chordata; Actinopteri; Cypriniformes; Nemacheilidae.